UGUGGGUUCGACACCUUUUAUACUGCAUUGGGACCUAUGUAUGAUAGCCAUGAAAAAAACUCUUCGAAUUUGCUUGAUUUCUGCAGAGAUAAAAAGAAUGGGAUGAAUAAUUUUGUUCACACUUACAUGCAAAACAUUGCAUACAUACAAUUUAGCAUCAAAGAUGUGUGCUACAAGUUCUCUGUGUUCGAAGAGGCCUUGAAGCGUCAAAAGGAUCAAUUUGAGCUCCUAAAAGUGGUGCGUGCGAUUGGUCCCACUUAUAGGGCAUGCUUUGCUGAAGUAAUGAGAAGAAAAGAGUCAAUGAAAAUCUAUAUGGGCAAGGCUGGACAAUUAGCUGAAAAACUUGCUAGCGAAAGGGACGAGGAAGUUAGGCGAUGAGAGGAAUUUCUGAAAGUCCAUAGUACCUUUAUUCCGCGAGAGAUUUUAGCAUCCAUGGGGUUGUAUGACAUCCCUAACCCGUGCAAUGUCAAUAUUUCCCCUUUUGACACUAAUUUACUUGCUCUAAAUCUUUCAGAUGUAGAGCAUUACGCUCCUGAAUCACUGGUAGGACUGUCUUCUGAAGUUGAAGGAUGUGGUGUAGACCUUCCAGAGAAGUAUGAUUUUGAGGAAUUUAUUGUGGGGCUGGAACGGGAGAUUGCGGGGACUAGCAAGAUGGAAGUUGAGAAUGCGAAGCUGAAAGCGGAACUGGCUUCCAAAAUUGCCAUAUUAUGUUUUAGUGAAGACAACAUAGAGAAUAGGUUGAGAAAUGCUGCAGAGAAGACAUCUGAAGCUUUGCAUCUGAAAGAUGAGUAUGCGAAACACCUUCAAUCAAUGCUAAAGGUGAAGCAUAUGCAGUGUGAAUCUUAUGAAAAUUGUAUACGGGAAUGAGAACAAAGAUUGUCUGAUCGGUAUCUAAGAGGCUGUAACUGUAAGCUUUUGGUGGAUGAGGAAUCAGCAGCAAAGACAAAUGAUAACGAGUUCCAAGUAUCAGGACUUGGAGAAGUUCUCAUGUCCCAUGCUAUGGAAGAUGUCUGUUGCGCAUCGAGCUCAUUGGAAUCGGGGGUUCUUCCUGAUCAUAGCUGCGAUGAAUCUCAGAUGAAUUGCGCUCAUUUAGAGAACUGUCUGCAUAAGGCGAGAGAGGAAGCUCAAACCUAUCUAUGUGCUUCUGAUCGUACUUCAGAGUAUAGUGCAUUGCGUAUCACAGCCGUCAAAACACGCAGUCCUUUUGAAAGACUGAAAGCCUGUGUUUUGUCAUCCGGAGUGGCAACUUUCGCUGAUGCUUUAUGUAGUUUAUGUCAUUCUCUAAACAGCGUUGCCAAUGAAAAUGAUGGUGACGGUACUGCUCGCAUAAGGGUGCUAGCAGAAAAAGUAGGCGUUUUGUCUAGACAGCGUGCUGAAUCGUUCGACAGGCACUCCAAAGUUGAGGCUGUAAGUGAGAAACUUACUAAUGAACAAGAAGAGAAGAAAGAGUUGGUGAAUAUUCUUUACUUGAAGCAUCAACUCAAAAACAGCCGCGACUGAGAGGAAAUGAUUUCGUUGCAGGCGACGAUAGGGAGGUUAGAAGUGAAUGAGAUAGCUGCAUUCGUCCUCAAAUCUUCUGGUUUCUACGAGGCUAUCAACCGAAAUUGCCCUUACUACUAUCUAUCUUCUGAGUUUGUAGCCUUGUUCACUGAUCAUCUCCCGAGCUGUCCAAGCUAUAUUGUAGCGCAGGUUGAUCACAUCGAAAGGAGAACAGCAAAUUCAGCACCGCUGACAUCAGAACGAGCGGAGCAUGGUAGAGACCGAGUGGAUGUGCUGAUGCCGGAUAUUGGUAGCAACCAGGGCUUGACUUUGGUAUCGACGCUGAGCCCUUAUGGUCUCCAUGUUAACCGUGAAUGCUUCAUAGUGACUGUAGCCAUGUUACCUGAUACCACAAUUCAUUUGCCUACUUCCUGA
This is a messenger RNA of Salvia hispanica, 1914 nucleotides long. Lineage: Eukaryota; Viridiplantae; Streptophyta; Magnoliopsida; Lamiales; Lamiaceae. The record is from RefSeq and is a predicted model, not a curated record.